This is a messenger RNA of Amaranthus tricolor (Joseph's coat), 2025 nucleotides long. RefSeq lists its product as uncharacterized. The record is from RefSeq and is a predicted model, not a curated record. NCBI's taxonomy places the organism in Eukaryota, Viridiplantae, Streptophyta, Magnoliopsida, Caryophyllales, Amaranthaceae. The coding region runs from base 669 to 1766 and encodes 365 amino acids. The transcript is spliced from 5 exons.
AGAUAAAACUUCUCAUCUUACCUUACAUUACAUUACAUAUUACACCCCCCAUUGUCGCCGUCAUCAAUACCAUAUUUUCUCUCACCUCUCUCUAAAACCAAAAGCUGACUUCCCUACAACGUUCAAAAACCCCACACCCCUAAAGAUUCUUCUUUUCUUCCGAUUGAUUGUCUUCCAUUUUAACAAUUACCUCAUCUUAAUCAAUUGGGUUUUCACUUUUUUGCCCAAAUCUUUGGGUUCUUCAAUUUUCUUAGCUCAAUAUUAUCUGGGUUAUACACUUUCUGCUGUAAAAAUCUUUUGGGUCAUCUUAUACUAGCUCAACAUAGGUAAAACCUUUUUCGGGUUAUUGAUUUUGAGCUCAAAUUUUUGUGGGUUUUCAAUUUUGUGCUGAAAAAGUUCUGGGUAAGCUCAAAGCUUUAUGGAUUAUCGAUUUGGAGCUGCAAUUUUGUGUGGGUAUUAGGAAUAAAGUUUUAGGCUUAUCAUAUAUAGCUUAUACUUUUCUGGUUGUUGAAUUUGAGUUGAAAAUUUUGGUGGGUAAUCGAGUUUGAGCUCAAAUUAUAUCAUAAUCAUCGAGAAAUUUUGGAAAGUUUUUCAAUCUUGUUUGAGAGGAAAGAGGUUUUUAGGGAUGAAAAUCGUAUGAAACAGCGUAAACUGAUGAAAGAGAGAUAAUGGGCGGAGUUACUUCAUCAAUUGCUGCUAAAUUUGCAUUUUUUCCUCCUAAUCCUCCGUCAUAUACAGUGAUCGUCGACGAGAAUUCCGGCGACGGGAAACUUUCUAUACCGGAAGUUUCUGGAAGGGAUGGCGUGGAUGUUGUGAAGCUCAAAACUCGGCGAGGAAACGAUGUCGUCGCGGUGUAUGUGAAGCAUCCUAAAGCUUCAUCUACUUUGCUCUAUUCUCAUGGCAAUGCUGCUGAUUUAGGUCAAAUGUUUGAGCUUUUUGUGGAGCUUAGUAGUCGUCUUAGGGUUAAUCUUAUGGGGUAUGAUUACUCUGGAUACGGACAAUCAACAGGAAAGCCAUCUGAAUCUAAUACAUACGCCGACAUUGAUGCAGCAUAUAAAUGCCUCAAAGAGCAGUAUGGGGUGAAAGAUGAGCAAUUAAUAUUGUAUGGUCAGUCUGUUGGUAGUGGUCCUACAGUUGAUCUCGCUGCUCGCACCCCUAACCUGAGAGGGGUUGUUCUGCAUAGCCCAAUCCUUUCUGGAGUGAGGGUACUUUAUUCUGUGAAAAAAACAUAUUGGUUUGAUAUUUACAAGAACAUCGACAAAAUAUCCCAGGUGAACUGUCCUGUCUUGGUGAUCCAUGGAACAUCCGAUGAAGUUGUUGAUUGUUCCCACGGAAAACAACUACACGAACUCUGUAAAGAAAAGUAUGAACCCUUGUGGCUCAGUGGCGGCGGACACUGCAAUCUCGAGCUUUACCCAGAAUACAUCCGACAUUUGAAGAAGUUUGUAUCAUUUCUCAACAAAUCGAAAGCGACCACAAACGGAACAAAAGAUACUCCGGCUGUCGAGUCCUCAUCGAACGGGUCUUCCCAAGAGUCAACAGUAGAAUCAAACAAUCAAAACAAGGCAUCCGACAACCAAAGCAAGGUAAACACAACAUCAUCUAAUGCAGACACAUUUGAAUUUAAUCCCUACCUUCCAGAAGUUUCUAGAAACAGCUUAGAUAGCCGACUUGAAAAAUCCAAAAAGACUAGCAAGCCAGAGAAAUCACGAAUGAGCACCGACCAGGUUGAUCGAUUUAGACGAAAAAAGGGUCUAUUAUGGUGAUCAAAACUUAGAAUCUACUUCAUACUCUUAGCUUGGUGAAAGGCGAUUUUAUUUCUUACACUUACUGCAUUUGUAACAAUUUGUAUCAACUCCAAAAGUAUAAUUCGAGUGUGUUUAUUCUUGAUAUAUCUCGACUUUCGAGUCAAUACCUCCAAAUGAUAAAAUACUGUAAGUCGGUAAAACCGAGUUCUUCCCCUUCCUUUAUCUUUGUUGUAUCAUGUAUGAGUGCAUAAAUCAGAAAUUGUAGUGAUUUUUUCAA